AUGGACGAACUGAAGAAAGAAGACGCCAAGGGCUUCUGUAAUUUCCUGCGCAUGGGCUAUCAGAUAUACCAAGAUAUCCUGACACGCAUUGUGCACAGAAUCAAGGCGAAGAAGUCAAAGUACAGGAAGCCUCUGACAGCUGGCAUUAAGUUGGCAAUAACAUUGCGGUACCUAGCAUCAGGGGACAGCUACCACUCUCUGAUGUAUGGCUUCAGGGUCGCACACAACACCAUCUCCAAGGUCAUCCGUCAGGUCUGCGAUGCGAUACUUGUAGAGUUUGCUGAGGAACUAAUUCCCUGUCCUGAAACGCCAGAUGAGUGGAAGAACAUCGCCAAGCAAUUCGGCGACCGAUGGCAGCUGCACAACUGUGUGAGUGCCUUGGACGGGAAGCACAUCGCCAUGCAGUGUCCUCGGCGUGGUGGCUCGUUGUACUACAACUACAAGGGGUACCAUUCCAUAAUCCUCAUGGCCUUGGUCGACGCCGACUACAAGUUCAUUUGGGCGGAAGUAGGCAGCAAUGGAUCAGCCGGUGAUGCUCAAGUGUUCAACAAUAGUGAGCUGAAGGAAGCCAUCGACAAGGGAGUGUUGGGCCUACCUGAUCCUGAACCUUUACCAAACGACGACAAACCAAUGCCGUUCUACAUUGCUGCGGAUGACGCCUUCGCCUUGAAGAAGUGGCUCAUGAAACCUUUCUCUAAGAAGAACAUGUCACAUUCCGAGAGAGUCUACAACUACCGACUGUCCAGGGGGUGA
Gigantopelta aegis is the source of this 753-nucleotide messenger RNA. RefSeq names its product putative nuclease HARBI1. Bases 1 to 753 code for a protein of 250 amino acids. The transcript has a single exon. Lineage: Eukaryota; Metazoa; Mollusca; Gastropoda; Neomphalida; Peltospiridae. The record is from RefSeq and is a predicted model, not a curated record.